CCGCCCCGAGGGUGCGCAGGCGGCGCCCGUCUUUACGACGGGUCGGAAAGCAGCGGCCGCAACCUGCGCCGGGCUGAGGCGGGCCACCAUGGGGAAAAUCGCGCUGCAGCUCAAAGCCACGCUGGAGAAUGUCACCAACCUCCGGCCCGUGGGCGAGGACUUCCGGUGGUACCUCAAGAUGAAAUGUGGCAACUGUGGUGAGAUUUCAGAGAAGUGGCAGUACAUCCGGCAGAUGGACACUGUGGCCCUAAAGGGAGGCCGUGGCAGCGCCUCUAUGGUCCAGAAGUGCAAGCUGUGCGCGCGGGAAAACUCCAUCGAGAUUUUGAGCAGCACCAUCAAGUCUUACAAUGCUGAAGACAAUGAAAAGUUCAAGACAAUAGUAGAAUUUGAAUGCCGGGGCCUCGAACCAGUUGAUUUCCAGCCCCAGGCCGGGUUUGCUGCGGAAGGUGUGGAGUCGGGGACAGUCUUCAGUGACAUUAAUCUGCAGGAGAAGGUGCGAGACUCGGGAACCUUGCAAGGACUGGACCGACUAUGAUGAAAAAGCUCAGGAGAGUGUGGGAAUCUACGAGGUCACCCAUCAGUUUCUGAAGUGCUGAGCCCUCUCCCUGCAUCCUUACCUUCAGAGCUAGGAAGAGACAAAGUGCCCCAAGCAGCAGAGCCCACUGAAGCUGGUCCCCUGUCCCCUCAUAUCCUGGCAGCUGUCCCAGGCCCUCACAGUCUGCAUGCUCGGCUCUGUCGGAGCUUCCCACGGCUCACCAAUAAAGCUGCUGUUCAUGCCAUCCUGGCACAUGAAGGGCGAGUUAGGUGCGACCACUCCCUCCUCAAAUUUGAAUUCAUACUGGAAGUCUUUGCUCCCCACCGUUGAAAAUCCUAUGCUUGUUCCAAUUUGCAAAAUAUGAAGGAGCACACAACUACUAAGGACUCCAGCUGUUGGGGAGCAGCCUGUCAACCCAGAUGAUCAAAGGUAUCAAAGCCAACGGCCCAAAGGGUGGGCAGCUUGCAGAAUGUGCCCAGCAGUCAAACACCGCAUUGACCAGGUUGGCCCUCAAAUAAAGCCAGGCAUCUC
Molecule: messenger RNA, 1066 nt
Organism: Oryctolagus cuniculus (rabbit)
Lineage: Eukaryota; Metazoa; Chordata; Mammalia; Lagomorpha; Leporidae
Gene: CZIB
Product: CXXC motif containing zinc binding protein
Molecular function (GO): zinc ion binding
Source: RefSeq, a predicted model, not a curated record